AUGGACGAAGCCUUUAACCAACACGCCACACGGCGAAAGAACCGGUCCUCAACAAACCUCAACCGAUUAACGCUAGCACCUUUGACGUCAAGGCUGCCCCUCGAUGGAGUCGAUAGUAACACCGAGGUUCAUUUCACACAACGUGCCGAGCGCACAAUAUCCUAUAUUGAAGGGAAAUCGGCCCCCACAACCCCGAGACUCCUCUCCCGGUCCGCCGCCAGGUCUCCGACGCGAGCCCGGUUCUCACAGAUGACGGGGACGUCGCUCACCAAGAGCAAAUCCACUACUCACCUUGCACUCUCCACCACAAGUAUCCAGGACCGUGUCGUCGUUUCUGGCACAGCCUCGCCGCUUCGGCGCCGGAAGGACGAGCAGUUGAUCACGGAGUUUGCCGAUCGUGAUUGGCUAUUCCGGACGGGUGCGCUUAUGAGUAGCGAGGCCCGCGAGUUCAAGGGUCAAGCAUGGCUGGUGUCGAGAGCCAGUUCAACGAGCCUAGUUGUCGCGCGAGAUGACGAGGAUGAGGAUAUUCUUGAGCAACAGUUUGAGCGCGAUAGGGAGUUUGCAAGCCGGCACUCUAGCCACCGUGCCGAUUUGGACGAAUACUUUGGGCAAAGCCCCGAGAGCAACGAGAAUUACGCUGGUCCAGAUUUUGUCAACCUGGACGAGCGCCUCGAGGCUCUUGGAAAGGAGGCCCAAGACGACGAGGCUGUGGUUCGUAAGCUCGUCCGUAGGGGCCAAGCCGGCCGAGACUCGUGGCUCGCCAAUGUUUUAGGCUGGUCUCUAUUCUCGGUAGAAGAGGACGACGAUGAAUCGGAUAGCGGUGACGAUACUACCGAUGCCGACACAGAAGGACUUCCAACAGCGAGUAGAACGUCAUCGGCAAGAUCAUUAGAUCAUCUAACAAAAUUACGGGAAGAGCCUAUCCCCCUCCUCAAUCGGACGAGGGAGGCUGGAACGACGCUGCGUGGUUGCUCAGCGUGGCGUCGAGAGUGA
This is a messenger RNA of Parascedosporium putredinis, 993 nucleotides long. The record is from the annotation of a GenBank genome assembly. NCBI's taxonomy places the organism in Eukaryota, Fungi, Ascomycota, Sordariomycetes, Microascales, Microascaceae.